Molecule: messenger RNA, 1290 nt
Organism: Thermothielavioides terrestris NRRL 8126
Lineage: Eukaryota; Fungi; Ascomycota; Sordariomycetes; Sordariales; Chaetomiaceae
Exons: 2
Coding region: 1-1290 (429 amino acids)
Biological process (GO): protein phosphorylation
Molecular function (GO): ATP binding; protein kinase activity
Source: RefSeq, a predicted model, not a curated record
AUGGCGGACUCCAGCAAACCUGUUUUGAAUUCCGCCUGCCCAACCGUCUCGGCGGAUGAAAAGCCGCCAACCUACACGCCACAGCAACUCUACGAUAAACCGCGCCGAGUCAACGCGGAGGACCUGGAGCUCUACACCCGCGGCGGCUAUGCCCCAAUCGACCUCGGCCUGACCUUCGAGGCCCGGGGGCACAAGUACACCGUCCUCCACAAGCUUGGCUACGGCCCGUCUGCCACCGUCUGGCUCGUGAGACGCAGCAAUGGACCCAGCGGCGCCUGCUCGUUCCACGCGCUGAAGGUUCUCCGUGCCGACCUGAGCACGCCGGAGAGGAAUCUGGAGUUUAAGACGAUGCAGCGCCUGGAACAGGUGGGCUGGAACUGCCGCGCCCACCCGAACUUGGUCCAGAUCCAGGAGGUCAUCAACAUGAUGACCCCGAACGGCUUGCACCGUUGCUACCUCGAGCCUCUCCUCGGCCCUAGUCUGUUUCACCCAUCGAUUGCCGAGCCGACUAGGAGGCAGCGCCACUUCAGCAGGCAACUAGUCUACGCCGUCAACUACCUGCACGCGUUCGAGGUGUGCCAUAGUAAUCUUUCGCCUGAGCAUGUGCUCGUGAAAUUCCCCCAGCCAUACAGCGGGUCCGAGGAGAAUGCCCUGCUCGAUUGUCUCGGUCCCGUGGUGAGCGAGGAGAUCGUCUCCCGCGGCAUCAUGCCGGCGGCACACCAUCCCCGGGCGGUGGUCGAGCCUGCAAGCUUUUCCGGUUUCGACUACAGCAGUGUGACUGACGUUGCCCUGGUCGGCUUCGGCAACGCGUUCGCUGCCAUCUUCCCACCGCCGGUGCUCCGGUGCCCGAUCCGCAUCUUCCCCGUCGAGGUCCUAUUCGGCCACGAACCCUCUCCCAAGAGCGACAUUUGGGAGCUCGCAUGCCUCCUGAUGAUGCUUCACACCGAGCCGGACCAUCAUCUGCACCAGGGCUGCUACGUGCGCCUUGUCUACGACUGGGUGACGUACCUGGGCCCUAUGCCCAGUCACUGGCGGGGCAGAUACAGAUGGGACCGGUACAAUACGCUCACCCCGCCGGGCCAGAUGCAGCACCAGGACCUGCUGGGUUGGUUCGACGUCGAUGGGGCAUCGCGCCCCUUGGGCCGCGUGAUCGCCGCCAGCGCGUCCCAUCUGACCCCGAUUGAGCGAGAGGCGCUCGCGGCCUUGCUCCGCGAGAUGUUCGCCUGGGAGCCCGAAAAGCGGCCGACCUCUGGGAUGGUGCUGUCGCGGCUGCUCCAACUCAAGUGGUAG